Messenger RNA from Diatraea saccharalis (sugarcane borer), 2079 nucleotides. NCBI's taxonomy places the organism in Eukaryota, Metazoa, Arthropoda, Insecta, Lepidoptera, Crambidae. The record is from the annotation of a GenBank genome assembly.
AUGAGAUCGUUCCGUAGCAUCCAUUCGACCCCGCCCCUUUCGCUGGGGCCAAUCCUGUUAUACCCCGCCUCCCGGGAUCAGUUCAAUAGAGAAUCCACGCCCAAGCGGUUAGGUAAUUGGCAGGUACCACGUUGGGCGCCAACAAGAGCUCGCCCUGUGGAAAUGCGUCCGGAUCCUAAACCCAUAUGUGAUGACAACGGACAUUUUCUCCCAGGCGCACCUAGGGGCACGUCGCGGUGCUUCGGCCACUUUACUGGCACUUGGGAACUACCUAGAAAGAUCACCAGGAAAGUUGCUGAGGAGUUAGCAAAAGAGCCCCCUGAUCACAGAUUCCCAGAUUGGUUGAAUCUCCGCGUGCAGAGACCCAAGGCUGCGGCGGCCGCGCGCACGCGUACUACAAAACGCGGUAAAGCCAAGAAGGAUGACUCCGCGGCCUUACAGGACGAGCAGACGUUCAGAGACUUAGAUUUAAAUAAAAUAGAAACUCAAGAUAUACGUAAGAAAGAUGAUGAGGGCCAAAGUGAAUUAAAUAUUGAAAAGGAGGAUAAUCCUUUAACAUUAGAGCCUAAGAAACAACCAGUAGAUGAAAACGGCUAUGGUCCUUACGUACCCGGUACAUUAACAGAGCCAGAUAAAAGGCACGAUAGCCACGAUUUACUCGUAAAAGAAGCAGUAGAGCAAAUACACGGUCCACAAGAAAAUGAAGUUGACAAAUUUUGGAGGAAAGUAGCAGAAAACGCGACACAACAUGAUAGCGACCAAGAUAACAUGAAAUAUAAGAAAAGUGCUACUCCAAAACUUCCAUAUGUGAAUGUAUCGCAGAACUUUCAGUUUGCUAAAAAAAUGCACGUAGGAAAUUUAGAACAUCAGCCGUUGCCAGACACAUUGGGAUACAGAAAUUUGACUAAAAUAGCGGAGCAUAGAGAUUCCGAUAUCAUCGUUAAACCGUAUGCUAUUGGAUGGAAAGGCUACGGUGCUUCAGGACCUACGUGUUGCACUAAAAUGCGCGUACAUAGACCGAAAACUUGCGAUACUAAAAAAGUUGAAAACGAAAAGUGCGAUCAUAAAAGACCUUCGACAUCUGGGCCUAAUUUAGGCGAUCAGUUAAAAAAACCGUUGUCGUUAAUGGAUCUAGCGAUUUGCUGGGAUUUCAGGCCGGACGAUCCUAAACAGGAACCCAAGCCUCCGAAGCAUAUAGACGGAUCAAACGGCUCUAAAGCGCCAGCUGUAUUCACUAUGGUACACACUCCAAAAGAAGAAACUGUAGAAGAUACAACUAGACACGCAAAUCCAAUAUUCAGUCAAAAUAGAGUAGGAGAAGACAUGGGCCGACAUCCUGUACCAUAUUUUGAAAAAGAUAUGACUAAAGACAAACGGAGAAAUUCUUGUGACGUACAGUAUUGUCCGCAACAUAACAAUCCUAGUGAAAAAGGCUCCAAGUCGUCAAGCAGGAAGAGUUCAGCACACUCUAUAAAGAAAACUGAAUGUGAUGGUGUACAUGGUUGUGGCACGCCAAGUGAGACAAGUAGGAAAUCUAGUCGUGACAGACCGGAUAAAUUGGAGCCUAUCAAAGAUGCAUGGAAUACAAAGAGUAAUAAAAACAACGAUAAAUACGAUAUCAACAGAAAUCGAAAUAGCUUGGAAUCUUAUGAGAAGACACCGCUGGCACAAGGAAAGUUAAAUCAGAGCUCUCCAAGUGAAUCACGAUCAGGAAGGUCCCCAAAGCAGAGUAUUUCUUCAGGUAAUAGACAUAAGACUUGCUUGCCUUGCAACGAGAAGAUACCACAAGAGGCGAAGUCGAAGGAAGAUUAUAAAUUCGCUUUUAAAGCAGGUAACCCUAACUCCGUGCAUAGCGUAACAAAUUCCACUGAUUCGAAAGGGGUGAAAAUUCCAAAAAUGCGACAUCCCUAUACGAAGAAGUCUUACACGAUACCUACACUAGCUCCACCUUUCAGUAUUUGGAGGGAUGCCAACGCAAGUGGAUAUCCUGAACAUUGGAGAUUAGCGAGUGUAUAUCAACACGCCUACAAACCUCCCGAACAGAGACGAAAACCCCUCAUAGAAAGCGUCUAUCAAUAA